AUGGAAUAUGAGGAGCUUCAAGGUGCUACUACCGCACAGCAUAUGGCUGCCGGUACUUGUGCAGGCAUUUUAGAACAUUGUGUAAUGUAUCCUGUUGAUCUCAUAAAAACUCGUACUCAGUGUUUGCAAGCUUCAAAAAGUGUCUUCUCCGAAGGCCUAUUUACACAACUCAAAAACCUAUUUUUCAAAGAGGGGAUUCGACAGUCAUUUCGAGGUGUCGAUGUCGUUGUAUUAGGUGCUGGUCCGGCUCACGCUCUCUAUUUUGGCGUUUACGAGCAUGUAAAGAAACACUUGGAAUCCCGGGUGCAUCCAGACUCAGGCUAUAAUCAUUUCGCUCAUGCAAUAAGCGGAUCCUGCGCCACUCUUGCCCAUGAUGCCAUUAUGACUCCUGCCGAUGCAAUUAAACAACGGAUGCAAGUAACCAGUGAUUCCCGAUCAACAUCAUUCAAAUGCUUUCGAACGGUUGUUAAGUCAACCGGCGUGUCGACUCUCUAUCGGGCCUACUUCACCCAACUGGCGCUCAAUGUCCCCUUCCAGUGUGUACAUUUUGUCACCUACGAGUCCCUACAACGCAAACUGAAUCCCGACAAGCAAUACAAACCCUGGACUCACAUUGUCUCUGGUGGAAUUGCUGGUGGUACAGCGGCCGCAAUCACCACGCCUUUGGAUGUUUGCAAAACUGUCCUCAACACUCAGGACGUCGUGGAUGGUAAACUUUCAGUUGUUCCCACAAAUAUGAACACCCAAGCUGUAACAACUACCGCAACUGUGCCUUCUGCAAAUGGUAGUUCAGUCGUAGCUAGUGAAGUUUCCGCCGCAGUACCUUCGAAGGCUGUCACAACUGUCACGACAGUAGUUAUCAAAUCCCCACCUCAAGCCCAAGUGAAUAUUCGAGGUCUUUUCGGUGCAAUUCAAACAGUUUUGGAGAGCCAGGGUCCCCUCGGCCUUUUUCGGGGAAUGAAUGCCAGGGUUGUGGCCAUCUUACCGGGCACUGCAAUCUCCUGGUCAAUCUAUGAGUACUUCAAGUGGAUGCUCUCUCGGCGGAAUGGUAGUGGAGCGUCUAAGAACCCUGAACAGCAGAUAGACACUUGGAUGUGA
Messenger RNA from Rodentolepis nana, 1098 nucleotides. The record is from the annotation of a GenBank genome assembly. NCBI's taxonomy places the organism in Eukaryota, Metazoa, Platyhelminthes, Cestoda, Cyclophyllidea, Hymenolepididae.